This is a messenger RNA of Ahaetulla prasina, 12076 nucleotides long. It is a transcript of the gene NAV1, whose product is annotated as neuron navigator 1. Gene Ontology annotation, cellular component: axon initial segment; microtubule cytoskeleton. Lineage: Eukaryota; Metazoa; Chordata; Lepidosauria; Squamata; Colubridae. Gene Ontology annotation, biological process: neurogenesis; microtubule bundle formation; neuron migration. The transcript is spliced from 33 exons. The record is from RefSeq and is a predicted model, not a curated record. Gene Ontology annotation, molecular function: ATP hydrolysis activity. The coding region runs from base 561 to 7163 and encodes 2200 amino acids.
UGGGUGUCGCGUCACACUAGCCUGGCGUUCUCCCACCCACAGCAGCGUCCAACCCCGGCGUGUGCCGGCGGGGGCCAACAGGUCCACGUAACCGCCCUUCCCAGCCAGCACCCCGAGACCGGCACCUCGUGCAGGAGGCGGCCGCUUGGUGUCCCGGGGUGAACCGCGGAGCUGCACUUGCCAGCUUGCCAAAAACGGGAGAGGGAGGAGGAGGGAGCCCGCCUGCUUGCCUGCCUGCCUGCCUGCCUGUAGGACAAGGAAGAAGCUGGCGGCGUCAGCAACUCCUAGUCUCCAGCCUUCGUGGGCAGCGCGGAUUACCCCGCGAGGGAGAACUUCGGGGCAGAGGGCGGGCGCGGCGCGGGCUACGGGACGCCCCUUCGGGACCGGCAGCAACGACUUGCAGGACCACGGAAGAAGGGAUGACGGGCUCCGCGCAGACCGCCUAGCCGGCCACUAGGAGAGCUAUUUCUACUAUUGAAGCAUAGCGAAGUUGUUGGAAGGACAAAUGUUACAUGUUGGUCUUGGGAAUAGAUUGACAUUCCUCCUUCCAAGUUUUGCUGAUGAUGAAUGGAACAGCCAAUGUGAAUGCAGCUGGACGCAGCCAUUAUGCCUCCUCUAUACCUAUUCCCAGAGCCGCAUCUCAUAGCAAGAUACAUACUCUGGCAGCAUCUCCUAAACUGCCCCCUAAACAGAACUGUGUGGGAGCAUAUUCCUCACCAAGGUUAUCAUCUCCCAGGAUAGGGAAGGCACAGGGAAGCUCAACCUGUGGUGCUCCUAAAGGACCGAAGCAGAAGCUCAUGGUUAAGGCUGCAGCUGCUACUAGUCCUAGACCAGAGAAAACAGACAUAUCUGGGAGCCAUGGCGAGACAGAGGAUAUGGACUCUAGCCUUAGUUCAGGUUUGGUGUCUGGCUACAGUAACCCCUGGGGCUUACCAAAGGCCAAUUCCAGACCCACCAAGAUAGUGAAGAAAGCUGUUAUUCAGACAACUGAGAAAGUAAAGAACACCUCUAAACAAGGUGAAAGCAAUAGCAGCCUUGUUGCUGUGAAGGUCCUCGGAAAGCCCAGCACAAUUGCUGAACCGGCAAAGACCACUCAUCUGCCAGGGAAAAGCCCUUCAUAUCUUAACCUGUAUAAUGAGACAUUAAUGUCAAAGACUUCAGAGGGAUCUACCACAAAGAGGCCUCAGAGCUGUCCAGCAAAAGGUCAGUCAGCCUCAGAAGUCAACUGGAAGGAAAAUGGAACAAUCAAGCAAGAAGAUAAUCCUCAGACAAUCUCACUGGAUACAAGCAACCUUAACAAGGGACCUGUGUUACAUACAGCACCCAUCAGUUUUUCUUCUGUGCCACAGCACAACCAUCCCAUUAUGGCCACUGUCGCCCCUUUUCAUUAUCGGUGGCAGGGUGAGAAAGAGAAAAGCAGCCUUCCUCAGAAGGAAGAGGCAUGUGAUGUGCAGCAACCCAGCCCUCCCGAAGGGCCUGAACUCGCCCUGAGAGGCAUGAAAGCUGGGCUUUUAAAUGGUUUCCUCGCGGCAGGCGGGAAGAAGAUGCUCGGUAGCAGCGGCGGCGGAGGCAACCAUCACGUCAGGAGUCUGCAGCAGGACGCGGAGCUGAACGGCGAGGAAGGGCCAGAGGAGCUGAAGGCUUUCAAGAAGGCGGCGUCCGAGGGGAGCAAGGCCAUGAUGCAGAAGCGCGCCAACCCCAAAGGCCCCGCCGGGGUGGCGCCCAAGACGGCUGAGCUGAAGGUCUUCAAGUCGGACAGCGUGGAGGCUCGCCUGCCGGUGGCCUCGAACCUGCGCAAGCAGAAGUCCCUCACCAACCUGUCCUUCCUGACCGACAGCGAGAAGAAGAUGCAGCUCUACGAGCCCAAAUGGAGCGACGACAUGGCCAAGGCGGCCAAAGGCUUCGGGGGCCGUAGCCUCAAAGGCGGCAAGCAGGCGCCCUCGCUCAUGUCCAAGAACCUCUCCCGGUCCGAGCACUCACUCUUUCAGGCUAAGUUGGCCCCGGCCACCAGCAACAAACCGCCGCUGGCGCCGCUGCCUUCCAACCUGGGCAAGCCCAGCCGCAUCCCGCGGGGGCCUUAUGCCGAAGUCAAACCGCUCAGCAAAGCCCCCGAGGCCGGCAGUGGCGACGACCCCAAGUCGGACGACGAGAUCCUCUCCAAUAAGGGCAAGACGGCGCAGCAGAAGCAGCCCCAGCAGCCGCCCCAAACGGCCACUCAGCCGGCCGGGAAGGGGGCCCCGACGGAGGAGAAGGCUUUCCUGAAGGUGGAUCCCGAGCUAGUAGUCACCGUGCUGGGCGACCUGGAGCAGCUGCUCUUCAGCCAGAUGCUCGACCCUGAAUCCCAGAGAAAGAGGACAGUACAAAAUGUGCUCGAUCUGCGGCAGAACCUCGAAGAGACCAUGUCCAGUUUACGGGGCUCCCAAGUAACUCACAGCUCAUUAGAGAUGACGUGCUAUGAUAGCGAUGAAGCCAAUCCCCGCAGUGUAUCUAGCCUGUCCAACCGUUCCUCCCCUCUUUCAUGGCGGUAUGGUCAGUCCAGCCCACGCCUGCAAGCCGGAGAUGCUCCUUCGGUCGGUGGGGGGUGUCGCUCAGAAGGCACUCCUAGCUGGUACAUGCAUGGGGAACGAGCUCAUUAUUCCCACACCAUGCCCAUGCGCAGUCCCAGCAAGCUCAGCCACAUUUCCCGUUUGGAGCUGGUGGAAUCCCUUGAUGCUGAUGAUGUUGAUCUUAAAUCUGGGUACAUGAGUGACAGUGACUUAAUGGGGAAGACAAUGACUGAAGACGAUGAUAUCACCACAGGUUGGGAUGAAAGUAGUUCCAUCAGCAGUGGCCUCAGUGAUGCCUCAGACAAUCUCAGUUCAGAAGAAUUCAAUGCUAGUUCUUCACUCAAUUCCCUGCCUUCCACCCCCACGGCUUCCCGUAGGAACUCUGCCAUAGCGCUACGCACAGAUUCUGAGAAACGGUCAUUGGCAGAGAGUGGGCUGAACUGGUAUGGUGAACCAGAGGAGAAGACCCAAAAGAAGAUGGAUUAUGACAGCGGGAGCCUGAAAAUGGAGCACAGUUCCUCCAAGUGGCGACGGGAACGUUCUGAAAGCUGUGAUGAAGCUCCUGCCAAAGGUGGGGAGCUGAAAAAGCCUGUUAGUUUGGGCCCACCAGGAUCCUUGAAGAAGGGCAAGACACCACCUGUAGCAGUGACCUCCCCCAUUACUCACACAGCCCAGACUCUGAAAGUGGCAGGUAAGCCUGAAGCAAAAGCAACAGACAAAAACAAACUGUUUGUGAAAAAUGCUGGCCUGCAACGCUCAUCUUCUGAUGCUGGCCGAGAUCGGCUUUCAGAUGCCAAGAAACCUCCCUCUGGGCUUACACGAACCACCACGGCUGGCUCCUUUGGUUACAACAAGAAACCCCCUCCUGCAACUGGUACAGCUACAGUGAUGCAAGCUGGUGGCUCAGCUACACUUGGCAAGGUCCAGAAGAACUCCAGUAUCCCUGUGAAACCCGUCAAUGGCAGGAAAACGAGCUUGGAUGUCUCCAAUGCAGGGGAGCCUGGGUUUAUGGCGCCAGGGGCCCGUACCAACAUCCAGUACCGGAGCCUGCCACGCCCUGCCAAAUCUAGCUCCAUGAGUGUCACUGGUGGACGAAGUGGCCCACGUCCUGUCAGCAGCAACAUUGAUCCCAGCCUGCUCAGUGCCAAGGGGGGUAUUUCUGUUUCACGCCUCAAGGAACCUUCUAAAAUAGGGGCAAGUAGGAGCACCCCAGGGCCAGUGAAUCAGACUGACAGGGAGAAGGAGAAGGCCAAAGCCAAAGCAGUGGCACUAGACUCUGACUCUGUCUCACUCAAGAGCAUGGGCUCCCCUGAAAGCACCCCAAAAGCUCCAAGUGGCCACCAGAUCCCUGCAAAAGAGGCUGAGCUGCCGCCAACACCCCUCAGGUCAGCUGCCAAAAGCUAUGUAAAAGCCCCUUCUUUGGCAAACUUAGACAAGGUGAACUCUAACAGUCUAGAUCUCCCUUCGUCAAAUGAUCUCCAUCAGAUGCAUAGUGGUAAACUGCAAGAGUCACACCCAGCGACUGUAAAUGUGGUCACCCAUCUCACGUCAUGCUUUACACCAAGCCCUGCUCCAGUCCUUAACAUUAACUCUGCUAGCUUCUCCCAGGGCCUGGAGCUCAUGGGGGGCUACAGCAUCCCCAAGGAAACCCGCAUGUAUUCCAAGCUUUCAGGAUUGCACAGGAGCAUGGAAUCCUUACAGAUGCCUAUGAACCUGCACAAUGCCUUCUCUGUAGGCAGCACUGCUGCACCUACCACUGCCUCUACGCCUCCUGUUGCUGCUGAGGAAGAAUCCAGUGAGAUGGCCUGGACUGGGAGCCCAAGAAUUACACAUCUGGAAAGCUCUAACCGUGACCGGAAUACGUUACCCAAGAAGGGACUGAGGUAUCAAAUCCAACCCCAGGAAGAGACCAAGGAAAGGCGACACUCACAUACAAUUGGAGGAAUGCAAGAAUCGGACGAUGCCUCUGAACUACCCUCUCCUCCUGCUCUUUCCAUGCCACUGGUUGGGAAAACUCCACUCACAAAUGUUGUGAGUCCCACGACAGCCAACACCCCAAGGAUCACCCGUUCUAACAGCAUUCCCACUCAUGACUCCACCUUCGAGCUCUACAACGCCUCCCCCAUGGGCAGCACCCUCUCCUUGGCAGACCGACCCAAGGGCAUGAUCCGCUCGGGCUCCUUCCGCGACCCUGUGGAUGAUGUUCAUGGAUCUGUGCUGUCUCUGGCUUCCAGUGCUUCGUCAACUUAUUCCUCAGCUGAGGAGAGGAUGCAGUCAGAGCAAAUCCGCAAACUGCGCCGUGAAUUGGAGUCAUCCCAAGAGAAAGUAGCCACAUUGACAACCCAGCUCUCAGCCAAUGCUAACUUAGUAGCAGCAUUCGAACAAAGUUUGGUAAACAUGACAUCCCGUCUGCGGCACUUGGCAGACACUGCAGAAGAAAAGGACACUGAAUUGUUAGAUUUGCGAGAAACUAUUGAUUUCUUGAAGAAGAAGAAUUCAGAAGCCCAGGCUGUUAUCCAAGGGGCCUUGAAUGGAACUGAUAUUACACCCAAAGAACUACGAAUCAAGAGGCAAAACUCAUCAGAUAGUAUAUCCAGCCUGAAUAGCAUCACCAGCCAUUCUAGCAUUGGUAGUGGCAAAGAUGCAGAUGCCAAGAAGAAGAAGAAGAAAAGCUGGUUAAGGAGUUCUUUCAACAAAGCUUUCAGCAUCAAAAAGGGUCCAAAAUCUGCCUCCUCCUAUUCUGAUAUAGAGGAAAUCGCCACCCCUGAUUCUUCAGCACCAUCAUCACCAAAACUGCAACACGGAUCCAUGGAAACAGCUUCUCCUUCCAUCAAAUCUUCCAACUCCUCUUCUGUAGGCAUGGAUACCACUGAAAUUUUCCAGACCAAUGAGGAAGAACCAGAGAAAAAGGAGGUUUCAGAAUUACGCUCAGAGCUAUGGGAAAAAGAAAUGAAACUGACUGAUAUUCGUUUGGAAGCCCUAAACUCUGCCCAUCAGCUGGAUCAGCUGCGUGAAACUAUGCAUAAUAUGCAGCUGGAAGUAGAUCUAUUGAAAGCUGAAAAUGACCGGCUAAAGGUAGCACCUGGGCCAUCAUCUAUCCCAAGCCAUGUUUUGAGCUCAUCUGCUGCAUCUUCCCCAAGACGUUCCUUAGGAUUACAGCUGAGUCACUCUUUCAGUCCCAGUUUAACUGAUACAGAACUGUCGCCAAUGGAUGGCAUCAGUGCUGGUACCCAGAAGGAUGAAAUGGUACUACGAAUAGUGGUGCGCAUGCCACCUCAGCACAUCAUCAAAGGAGACUUGAAGCAGCAGGAGUUUUAUUUGGGCAGUAGCAAAGUGAAUGGGAAAUUGGACUGGAAAAUGCUGGAUGAAGCUGUCUGUCAGGUUUUCAAGGAUUAUGUCACCAAGAUGGAUCCUGCUCUGACUCUGGGACUCAGCACUGAGUCUGUCUAUGGCUACAGCAUCAACCAUGUUAAAAGAAUCUUAGACAUGGAACCACCAGAACUACCUCCUUCCCGCCGGGGUGUGACCAGCAUUGCUGUGACUUUGAAAGGUUUGAAAGAAAAAUGUGUGGACAGCCUGGUUUUUGAGACUCUUAUCCCCAAACCAAUGAUGCAGCACUACAUAAGCCUUCUACUCAAGCACCGGCGCCUUAUUCUCUCUGGACCAAGUGGAACUGGCAAGACUUAUCUGACCAAUCGCCUGGCUGAAUACCUGGUGGAACGUUCUGGCCGUGAGGUUACUGAAGGCAUCGUUAAUACUUUCAACAUGCACCAGCAAUCAUGCAAGGACUUACAACUUUACCUCUCCAAUCUAGCCAAUCAGAUUGAUCGGGAAACAGGGAUUGAUGUUCCAUUAGUUAUUCUCUUAGAUGAUCUCAGUGAGCCUGGCUCCAUCAGUGAGCUUGUCAAUGGAGCACUUACCUGCAAAUAUCACAAAUGCCCUUACAUAAUUGGAACAACUAACCAGCCUGUUAAAAUGACUCCAAACCAUGGCCUCCAUCUCAGUUUCAGGAUGUUGACUUUCUCCAAUAACGUGGAGCCAGCUAAUGGCUUCCUGGUGCGCUAUUUACGUCGGAAGCUGCUUGAGUCUGACAGUGAUGUCAAUGCCAACCGGGAUGAGCUACUACGUGUGUUGGACUGGGUGCCAAAGCUCUGGUAUCACCUCCAUACCUUCUUGGAGAAGCAUAGCACUUCUGACUUCCUCAUUGGUCCUUGUUUCUUCCUGUCGUGCCCAAUUGGUAUUGAAGAUUUCCGUACCUGGUUCAUUGAUCUCUGGAACAAUUCAAUUAUCCCUUAUCUUCAGGAAGGAGCAAAGGAUGGGAUCAAGGUGCACGGUCAGAAAGCUGCUUGGGAGGACCCUGUGGAAUGGGUGAGAGAUACGUUGCCUUGGCCUUCAGCCCAGCAAGACCAAUCAAAAUUAUACCAUCUUCCCCCACCCAGUGUGGGGCCCCACAGCAUAGUGUCUCCUCCAGAGGAACGGAGUGGCAAGGAUUCUACACCCAAUUCUCUGGAAUCAGAUCCCUUGAUGGCAAUGUUGCUGAAGCUUCAGGAAGCAGCCAACUACACUGAGUCUCCUGACCGAGAAACCUUGGACCCCAAUGUGCAGUCUGCACUCUAAAAAUAACUGGAUUGCGAUAGGAUGGAGACGAAUGAGGCAAUCUUGGUUGUCUUCGCUCCUAGGUCUUCUUUCUUUUUUCUCUGGAACCUGCAGUCUCUGGAACCUGCAGGAAUAAACACCACAGAGUGGCAGGGAGGUGCCCAUCACUUCCUUUGGGAUCUGUGCAGGUGAACAGUGAAACAGGAGACCGUUGGAUCUCCUUUGCAAGACACUGCUCUCCCUCCACCUCCAAUAACUCUGGUGGUAAGAGAAUGGUGGGUUUUAUUCCUGGGCUUUCUGCCUCUGUCAUAAACUCCUGGUUUUACAGUAUGAUUGGGGAGCAUCAAGAAAUCCCUCACAUCCAAUGUUCCCAACAUACAUGUUCUUGUGCAAGGCAAGAGACUGGAGAUAGCCACACAGAGCUGGCUGCUGUAUUUCUGCAGGGCAGUGCUAACAGGCAGGGCAAUAGCCAAGUUUGUAGAACCUAAAAUGAGGAUCUUUUUAUAAAAUAAAAAAGCAAACCCCAGAAAGCAUGAGAGUGGAAGCGUCAUUGCUGCUCUUGGAGCCGUUUCCUGCAGUUGCUGCCCUUCAACUUUCCUGCCACAACCAACAUAGGCAAAGACCUAGUAAGACUGUUAACUCUUGUCUUUGUACCCUCCUUAUUUAAUCUGCAUGAAGGUCUUUUUACUUUCAAACUCCCAAUAAACACUUUUUUCUCCUCCACUUUUAUUUUAUUUGGUUAAUCUGGGCCAUUCCAUUUGUUCUUUGGUUCUAGGAAUUACGUUCCGUUUAGUCAUCUGCCUUUGGUUCCACAGGAAGGAGCCUCAUGAGUUAAUAGUUUUUUUUCAGUUUACCUUUUUCUUGUUUUACUUUUCUGUGAAUUUCAUUCCCAUAGUCCCUCCAACUGAAAUUGGUGCUGACUGGAUGACUUCCAGUAACUUAAAUCCACUUCCUGUAUCCUUGCAGCUUGCAUCAGAUGCACACAGAAUUGAAUCAGCAGCACAACCUAUGCACAAUUUGCAUGUGGACUCCCCUUCUUGUGCCAUUCCAUAUCACUUCUUUCUGAAAAGCACAAGAGGUCAGAAAACUGUGAUCAAAGGGAGAAUGGAUUGUUGUAGUGCAUCAUUUAAUGGACAGCAACAUCAUCAUUUUUUCCAGUUUUGUAUUGCUUAUCAAUGUGCUUGCAAAUCUCUUUUCUUCCAUUCAUUUUCUCUCACUUUAUUUUGGGGACACAGGGUAAUAGAUCCUUUUUAUAGGAGCUGUCUUGAGUCUGUUGCCAUUCAGAUGUUCUGGAACUCAACUCCACUAAUCUCCAACCAGCACAGUCCUGCUGGCUGAGGAUUACAAAACUUGGGGAGAAAAUACAUCUGGAAAGUAACAGUUUAACCAAGGCUGAAUAUAAACAUUUAAACGUUUAGCCUUAGAUGUCAUUUAUAUGAUUUGCCAAACAAAUAGCCAUCAAUACACAAGUAUUCCCCUAACUAGAUGACUUUAAUUGCAGCUCCAAUCAAUUUUGACCAUUGAUCUCUAUCAGGCAUUAAGUUUGGGGCAACUGAAGAGCACUCUCAUAUGAAGCGACCCCCCACUCCCCCAGGAUUUAUAAUAUACUUAAAGAACUAUUUAACUUGCUAUAUAAAUAUUCUGAUUACAGAAUUUGUCUCAAGAAAAUGUCAGUGUAGUUUCUGUUGAUAUGUGUUUUACAUCCAAAAUUGAAAUUAUAGAUGUAAACCAGCCCUUGGCCUCUAAUGUUCUAUAAAUGUCCUACUGAUGUUCUUUGAGGCAUGCUUGCCAACUUCUAGUCGAAAGAAAUUAGACUAUAGGAGGAGUCAGUGCACUCCACAGCCAUAAGCUUUUGUAACGUUUCGCUUUGAUCAAAUGAGAUACAAGUCUGAAUUUUAGCUUCUGUGGUAGGAAGACAUAAUGAUUAGGUUCUCCAUAAUGCACAUCUCUGCUUUUUCAGUAGUGCCAUGCAGACUUAUGAAGAGAUACCUUACUGAAAGCUUGAGUAAAGCAUUCCCUCCAAUGCAAAACCACAGAAUAAUACAAAUCCACAUCUCUGAACAGCAGUAUGGCUGUUUUACUUUACUGGGUAGAUCUUCUGUGCAUGCAGAACUCUUUGACAUCAGAGCAAAAUGAUUUCCUGAGGCAAUUCAGCCUCACUUUGUUCUCAUGGCAGAGUGCCUCAUUGAUGAAAUGGAUCCCAAACAAUCCACAGCAAACUGUUUUUUUUUUUAAUCUAAGCACUACAUCUGUUUAGUUCACAGAGCCUGUGAGAGGAGACAACUAAAAAGUUUCAAAUUUCUUAAAAUGUAACCUCAGUUCUUACACAUUUUUUUUCUUCCAUGGGCUAAAAUUUUAGUAAUAGAACAUACUAAACCCAGAGGCGUCUGCAGCAGUGCUUUUGUCAAAGUGACUAAAUGGGCAUUGUGUCAUUGUGAUGCAAGCUCUAUCUCUUUUGUUUGUGCAUGAGGCCUUGAAACAUAUUUACAGAACAGACAUGAUGGCGUGAUGCUUGUUUAGUCAACUACCCCUACCUGCUGCCGAUGCCCCUGGGUUAAUCUUUCAUCCUCUCACGGCUCCUAUCACUGCCUCUUGCUUUCCCUUAUGGUGGAACCUGUUGGGUUUAUAUUGGCAAAUCAUUUACAAGGCCUGUAGAUAGAUACAUUGUGCCAAAUACCUUUGGUCUUAUAUAGUUCUGAGCAUUCAGGUGAUAUUGCCAAGAUUUUCAGUAUUUUCUCUUUUUAAAAAUGUGUUUUUAGGAAGUGAGUAAGAACAUUUUCCAGCUUCAUAUGCUACAUUUUGCACUUACCUAGUCCCUAUAUAGAAUGUAUAUAGUGUCUUUUUUUUGUCCAUGAUUGUGCCAUAAAGGCACCUUGUGAAAUCAGUGUGGUUUUUUUUCCUCUUAUGUAAGUGUAAUAUAACAAUUCAGGAUACACUUAAAAAGUUGCAGUGGAGAGUUCAUUUUUAUUUAUUGUAACAAAUAGCCAUCCAAAUUCUUUUAUAGAUACACAAUUCUUUCCUCACCUUAUCCCAUUCUGCUGUGGCCAUUGAGGAUGCCUAGUUUUUACUGGGCUGUUUUAGAACAUGGGUUGUUCCUCUAGUCCCCUCCCUCCAUUUAAUUUUGAACAAUUUGUCCCUUCUUGGGCAUGAUUAGGGGCCCAGUUGGGAGAAAAAAAAUACUUUAUAGCAGGGGUCUCCAACCGUGGCAACUUUAAGACUUGUGGACUUCAACUCUCAGAGUUCCUCAGCCAGCUUCACAAGUCUUAAGGUUGCCACAGUUGGAGACCGCUGCUUUAUAGGAUAUAAGUACUGGUAGUGAUCAUUGUAAAGAGCACAUGCUCCAGGUGUGGCCACGUACCAAUAAGGAGGAGCAGAAGACCUGUCUAGGUAUGCAUAGCUCACCUUCAUUUCCAAAACUGCUUUAACUUUUCCUUAACUCAGCAAACAUGUAAGAUAGAAAGAUUUGCAUUUUUGAACUAAUGAACACUUGCCAAGAAUACUGGCCAUCUGGGUAAAAUUAGUAUCAAAUAAUAAUUUUGAUAAUGCAAGGAUAGAAUUUUGCACUGCUUUCCCUGAGCCAAAGGUAUGAAAUGAAAUGAUCGAUAUAAUGUGUAAGAAGUACACAAUUAAUGUUUUCUUGGCUUCCUGUGUUUUUGUAGAAGCUUUCAUUCACCAUUUUCUCUAUUUUAUUAUCAAUGCAAUCUUUUUGUAACCCUCCAUCUAUUGAACCUAAGUUUUACUUGUAAACAUCUGAUACAAAGUGAUCUUGAUCAACAAAGUUAGAUAAUUGUGCAGACUUCUCACCCUGAUCUCCAAGAUUCUUUACAGUUUGUCUGGUUGAGAGUUAUAGUUCAACACAUCUGCAUGGCACUAGUGGAAGAAGGCUGUACUAAGACAUUACAAGGAUUUUCAGUAGACAAUAGUUAUUCCUCUCAUAAAUAUGAUAGUGUCUCAGGUUUUUUUAGGUCUCCAUGCCUCCUAUUUCCUUCAAGCAGAAUGUAUUUUGUAAGAUGAAAUUGCCUAAUAUUAUCAUUUCAAGGGAGGAGAAUCUAGCCAUUACUCUUUUCUGAUUACUAAAAAAAGGCUGGGCUAAUCUUUUAAAUCCAGGCUAGACCAAAUAGUGGAAUAGUUUAUGUUCAGCACAAAGAGCCCAAGGAAGGAUGGAAGGGUAACAUCCAAUGCCUGUUGACUAUAUUGCUUGGAACUGCUUAGAUCAGGGGUCUCCAACCUUGGCAACUUUAAGACUUGUGGACUUCAACUCUCAGAAUUCCUCAGCCAGCUUUGCUUAGAUGAUUGACUGACUGACUAAUUAAUCCAGCAGUUGCCUUUCAUUCUGAAACACCUAAACCUAAUGACCAAAAUCACACUCCUAUCCCUACAUGCUUACUCAACUACCUUAUAUUGAACAAUAUAAGCCUAGCCAAGAACUAGUUGUUUUUCUGAAAGCAAAUGUUUCUGUUCAUAAAUGGAAUUCCUCUGUUGCUCACUCAUUCCUUUUGUUGGAAUAAGCAAUGCCACCCAAAGGAGUUUCACUUCAUUCCAAAAUCUGCCAAGAGCAAUGUUUACAAACUGGACAGCCUUAUCUAACUUGGUGUCCUUGAGAUAUUUGGACUUUGGGUCAUCAUAUGCAAUAGGAGAUAAAGUUGUGUUCUAGCAUAUGUAGAUGAUAUAUCUGACUGGGGAAGUAGACAAUAAAGAAAUGCAAGCAAAUACAAUAUUGACACUUUUGAAGCUAAAGUAAAGACUAUUACUUUAAAUCUUUAGGACAAGACAGUAAAAGAUAAGUAUCUCAUUCAACUCAGAGCUGGCCCAAUCAAAAUUUCAUAACUAACCAUGAAAGGUUUGACCUUGCUUUCAAAGGAUUAGGAGCCAUUUGUCUGGGUGGUUUUUCAACAGAGCUAGGCCUCUAAAAUAGUAAUCAAAAAGAAAAAAGA